This is a messenger RNA of Penicillium cosmopolitanum, 420 nucleotides long. RefSeq lists its product as uncharacterized. Lineage: Eukaryota; Fungi; Ascomycota; Eurotiomycetes; Eurotiales; Aspergillaceae. The transcript has a single exon. The record is from RefSeq and is a predicted model, not a curated record. Bases 1 to 420 code for a protein of 139 amino acids.
AUGACCUACUUCCGGAAGCUCCGAUCAUUCUUCGCAACUGCUGCGCGCCAAUGUCCGCCCACUGAGCCACCUCAUAACGCAGAGAAUACGCGUGAAGCGACGCAGCCCAAGAAUGAUCCAACUUUACAGCAAGAGCAAGAAUAUUCGAAUGACGAUCCAUACGCAGCACUUAGUGAGAUCGCAGCUCCCGAGCCUGUUGAAAGGAUCUCAGAGGCAGAAUUGGCAAGGCAUCCAUCCUUGGAACAAGGCUAUGCAAACUCCAGAGGCGACUAUUACGGGGCCCUCAGCGAAGUAGCAGCCCCAGAGCCUAUCGAGAGACUUACUGAGGAAGAAACAGCGCGCCAUCCUUCUUUGGAACAGCGUCUCUCGAGGAUUUCAAACCACCGAUUUGUCACUCAUCGAGGAUCUGAUAUUAUAUGA